UGCUUUUGCUACACAUGUGUUCGCACGGGAGUGCUAACCUCGCGUCUACGAUUUUAAAUUUUAAUAUAGCUACGAUAUCACACAAUAACACGGGAAAAUGUCUGUGCCCGACAAAGUGUUGAUGCGAAAAAUUAAGAAACGCGAAAAGACGAAAUUAAACGUGCUGAAACGCCGGGAAGAACAGAAAGAUGCAGUUGAAUCGGCAGAGAAAGCAAUUGAAAUAAGUCAGGAGCACACAGAAGACAUUCCUCCAAGAAAAAAAGGAAAUUUUAAAAUAUCUGAAGAAAAUAAAAAGUCUGAGAUAACAGAGAAAUCUUUGACCACUGAAAAUUUACCUGGUACAGCUGUAGGUUUUGAAGUGACAAGCGAUACAAGCUUCUCGGUGUUGAAUGAAAAAGUAUGCGAGAAUACAUUAAAAGCAAUAAAGGAUAUGGGUUUUACAAAUAUGACGGAGAUACAAGCAAAAGCUAUUCCUCCUCUUUUGGAAGGGAGAGAUUUGGUUGGCGCUGCCAAAACUGGAUCUGGCAAGACUUUGGCGUUCCUGAUUCCUGCCGUUGACCUGAUUUACAAAUUGAAGUUUAUGCCGCGUAACGGUACUGGAUGCAUUAUUAUGUCUCCCACGAGAGAGCUAGCUAUGCAAACUUUUGGAGUCUUGAAAGAAUUGAUGAAAUAUCACUAUCAUACGUACGGUCUAUUGAUGGGUGGUGCUAGUAGGCAGACCGAAGCACAAAAGCUCGAAAAGGGAAUCAAUAUUAUCGUGGCGACACCGGGGCGAUUAUUGGAUCAUUUGCAAAACACACCUGAUUUCUUGUACAAGAACCUGCAGUGUCUGAUUAUCGACGAGGCCGACCGUAUUUUGGACAUCGGCUACGAAGAAGAGUUGAAGCAAAUAAUUAACAUUCUUCCCAAGCGCCGACAGACCAUGCUUUUCAGCGCGACACAAACGCAGAAAGUGGCGACGAUAACAACGUUGGCUCUCAAAAAGGAACCUAUCUACGUGGGGGUCGACGACGACAAGGAAAUGGCGACUGUCGAUGGCUUGCAACAAGGCUACGUGGCAUGCCCGAGCGAGAAAAGAUUUUUACUUCUCUUCACCUUCCUCAAGAAAAACAAGCAAAAGAAGAUAAUGGUUUUCUUCAGUUCCUGCAUGUCCGUUAAAUAUCAUCAUGAGCUCUUGAAUUACAUCGAUUUGCCAGUAAUGAGUAUUCAUGGUAAGCAGAAGCAGACGAAAAGAACCACGACCUUUUAUCAGUUCUGCAACGCUUCCUCCGGGAUUUUACUUUGCACCGACGUGGCCGCGAGAGGUUUAGAUAUACCAGACGUUGACUGGAUUGUGCAAUUCGAUCCGCCGGAUGAUCCCAAGGAAUACAUUCAUCGAGUAGGUCGAACAGCUCGCGGAGAAGGCAGUAGCGGUCACGCUUUGCUGAUAUUGCGACCAGAGGAACUUGGUUUUCUUCGUUAUCUCAAGACCGCUCGUGUGCCCGUGAACGAAUAUGAAUUCUCUUGGAAUAAAAUCGCUGAUAUACAAUUGCAACUUGAGAAGUUGAUUUCGAAAAAUUAUUUCUUACACCAGUCAGCGAAAGAGGCGUUCAAGAAUUAUGUUAGAGCGUACGAUUCUCACCAUUUGAAACAAGUUUUCGAUAUAGAGACUUUGGACUUGGCAAAAGUCGCUAAAUCGUUCGGAUUUACUGUACCGCCAGCGGUAGAUUUGAAAGUGGGGAUCAGCAAGGCUUCACGACCACGAAAAAGGCUCGGUGGAGGCGGUUACGGACACUUUAAAAAUAUUAACGAUCCGAAUUCGGCAAAGCAGGUGAAGCGCGCCAAGACCUUCCGCCAAGUAGGCAAACGUAGACAAGAUAAUCGGCAAUUCACUAGAUGAUGAUUAUCCACGCACUUUUUACACGCAUGGAUAACAGACAGUAUCCAAUGUGUCGCAUAGCUAAGAAUCGUUAGGUAUCAAUGUAUGUACAAAUACGUUUAUACUGAAUCAGAAAUGCUAUUUAGUUGAGAAACUCGUUCUUGUAUUCGUAAUUCAUUCAAAUAUUAUCUGAUUUUUCUAUUUUUAUUUAAAAUAAAUAAUUUUAAAUAAAGAGCUUUUAAAUGUU
This is a messenger RNA of Wasmannia auropunctata (little fire ant), 2105 nucleotides long. RefSeq names its product probable ATP-dependent RNA helicase pitchoune. Gene Ontology annotation, cellular component: nucleolus. Gene Ontology annotation, biological process: maturation of LSU-rRNA from tricistronic rRNA transcript (SSU-rRNA, 5.8S rRNA, LSU-rRNA). Lineage: Eukaryota; Metazoa; Arthropoda; Insecta; Hymenoptera; Formicidae. The transcript is spliced from 10 exons. Bases 98 to 1879 code for a protein of 593 amino acids. Gene Ontology annotation, molecular function: nucleic acid binding; ATP binding; RNA helicase activity. The record is from RefSeq and is a predicted model, not a curated record.